GCGAGGAGCAGCCCAUGGCGUCCAAGCCGUGCCUGCUGCGGCUGCAGAAGGAGUACCAGAGGCUCAACAAGGAGCCGGUCCCCAACAUCUCGGCGGAGCCGCGCCCGAACAACAUCCUCGAGUGGCACUUUGUGAUCAACGGCCCGGCGAGCACGCCGUACGCGGGCGGCCAGUACCACGGCAAGCUGCUCUUUCCGAGCGACUACCCGUACAAGCCGCCAGCGAUCAUGAUGCUCACGCCGAACGGCCGCUUCAACACGAACACGCGGCUGUGCCUGUCGAUGAGCGACUUCCACCCGGAGUCGUGGGUGCCGGCCUGGUCCGUCGGCACCAUCCUCAACGGCGUGCUCUCCUUUAUGCUCGAGUCGACGCCGACCGUCGGCUCCGUCGAAAAGUCCACAGCAGAGAGGCAGCAGCUUGCGCGCGCGUCUCACGCCUUCAACCGGAAGACGGCGCUCUUCCGCGAGCUCUU
Molecule: messenger RNA, 472 nt
Organism: Emiliania huxleyi CCMP1516
Lineage: Eukaryota; Haptophyta; Isochrysidales; Noelaerhabdaceae
Exons: 3
Source: RefSeq, a predicted model, not a curated record